Molecule: messenger RNA, 1321 nt
Organism: Chlamydomonas reinhardtii
Lineage: Eukaryota; Viridiplantae; Chlorophyta; Chlorophyceae; Chlamydomonadales; Chlamydomonadaceae
Exons: 2
Coding region: 64-366 (100 amino acids)
Source: RefSeq, a predicted model, not a curated record
CUACCCCCACUUCAAGGUGGCUUGUUUGCGGUCGUUUGGGCCCACCUAUAUGCUAAUAGGCAAAUGAAGGAACCGACGGCGGCCGCCGCGGACGACGUGGGCGGCACCAGUGCCGCCAAGCUGCAGGGCCUGCGCAGUGAGGCCAUGUUCGCACGCAUCAAGCAGCAGCUGGACGAGCUGCAGAGCUCCUUCACACACAGCAGCAACGGCGCAGCGGGGGGCGCAGCCCUGGGGUCGGAACACAGCCAUGUGGGAGCGGGUCUGGGACUGGGCCUGGGACUGGGCGUGGGUGCUGAGGCUCCUGCUGCGGGGCUACGCCGCAAUGGCACAGGCGGCAGCGGCGCAAGGUCGGGCGGGUUGCGGUGAGGGUGGCAGAAAGGUGCAGGACGCGGGCGCCUGGGCGUGGCUGAGAGGUGGGAUGGCGACCUGAGCACAGCACGCUAAUCGUCUGUGUAUAGUUCCUUUGCAAGUACGGAGUGCAGGGACGGGUUGCACAGGGGCACAGCCGGUGGAGCUAGGGCAGGGCCCAUCGCGUACGGCUUCAUGCGAGCUUGAAGACAACAUGCACAUGCACAUACACAAGUCCAAGCUAGCAUUUUCUGUAAGCAAUCUGUGCAGUCCGGUUCUUUCCUGCGAGGAGAUUCGUCUCUCCAGCGAGUCCGAUGCGCUGAGUUAGGUCUCAAGCCCAGGCACGAAGGCGGGACGCACUUCGGAAGCUGUCAGUGGAGCACUACAGUCGUAUAGUGCAGCUAUAUUACUGAGUCCCCUGUGCUGACUGGCUUUCCAUGGCGGCGGCGAGGGCCCUCCUUCCACGGCAAGCUGCUCUACUACGAAGACUGGAUACAAGGUAAGCAACCCGGAAGGGCCUCUGUACCGAUGAUGAGCUGCCUGGGUAGUCGACUGUGUGGACCCGCUGCAUCUGGACGAUGCCAAGCCGGGCAUAUGUGCCGGCACCAAGGAGCGCAUUUGCGGAUGGUCGACAUCGUGGAGCGCGUGGGCGGCUAGAGGCAGCUGGGCGGCUAGCCUACUGAAGUAUGCCAGUACCCGGGGCCGAGCGGUACAGCAGGGAGCAUAACCCAUUCCCUUGGAAUGAGUGGAAGGCCAUACUUGUCUGCACAAGCUUCCAGUUGCCGGAUAAGCAGGUAUGACAGGGCAGCGGUCUAUUAACUGCCGUGUUGUGGGUUGCUUGCUCUUGCCUGUGACCUCGCAAGCAUGCCAGUGUGGAACGUCCCUGAGGGCUGUUGUUGAGGGAUGGUGCAUGCCCCGCUGGUCGGCAUGCGCUUGGCCCUGCAAGCAGCCCAACCGGUAGUUCUCACUACCU